Molecule: messenger RNA, 2266 nt
Organism: Micromonas pusilla CCMP1545
Lineage: Eukaryota; Viridiplantae; Chlorophyta; Mamiellophyceae; Mamiellales; Mamiellaceae
Exons: 2
Coding region: 1-2136 (711 amino acids)
Biological process (GO): cytokinin-activated signaling pathway; phosphorelay signal transduction system
Molecular function (GO): protein binding
Source: RefSeq, a predicted model, not a curated record
AUGCCGACCGCGGCGGCAGCGGCCGCGGCGGAGCCGCGCGUGGACGCGACGAACGACGCGACCACCGCGGCCGCGAUGGGAAAUGCGUCGACGCCGAACGCCGGUUCGACGGCCGCGACGGCGAACGCGCUCGGCGCCCUCGGCGGGGGUAAAAACCUGAGCGUCCUCCUCGUCGAGGACGAUCACUCGACUUUAGUCUUCGUGAAGGCGAUGCUCAGGAGCUGCGGGCACUCGGUCACGACCGCGACGAACGGCCAAGAAGCGAUCGACGCGCUGUUAGACCCGAGCAGCGCGAUCGACCUGGUCUUGACCGACAUCAUGAUGCCCGAGGUGGACGGCCUCGAGCUCAUGAAGAUCGUCCAGAGCAGCGAUAAGCCGUUCCGGUCGAUCCCGAUCAUCGUGAUGAGCACCGUGGACUCGGACGAGUUCCAGGCGAAGUGCACGGAAGCGGGCGCGCAGGAUUACCUCGUCAAGCCGGUGAAGAAGGCGCAGAUGGCGGACCUCGCGAGGCACACCGUCGGCGGCGGCGCGGGGAUGUCCGUGGAUCGCAUUCACUCGAACAACAGCGGCGCGUCGACGGAAACCGCGCAAGGGCGCCGGGGGCCGUCGCCGGACGGGCAGGACGCGACGACGGCGACGCCGUCCACGCGCGUCGCCGCGGAAGCCGCCGCGGUGGAGAGGGCGGAGAACGACAAGGCGACCGCGGCUGACGAGGUCGGGAGAGGGAAACGGUCCUCGCGUCUCGCGGGGAAGAAGGCGCAAGACGCGCUCGCGGCCAAGGAAGCGGAGGAAGCGGCGAAGGAACUGAAAGCGUCCACGCAAGCUAAAGCGCAGGGCAAGGCGAGAGCGGCGGCGAAGGCGGCGACGAGCGCGAAGGCGGCGAAGCCGCAGAAAGGGGGCGAAGGGAAGCAAGGCCAGAGCGGCGCGGGGCACGGAGCCGGAAGCGGCAGCGGGUGCGACAGCGGCAGCGGCUCGGGCGCGAACGAGAAAGACGACGACGUCGCCCCGGAGCCGGAAGGUCUGUCCGUGCAGCUCGCGAAAGCGUACGGCGGCGCGACGACGAUGCUCGAGAUUGCGCUGCCUAAAGGCACCGCGCCCCCCGAGGAGGCGCCGAAGGUUGGCUUGCGUCGCUCCGCGUCGCGGUCCGCGUUCCAGUCGUUCUUAAACCUCGAAGAGGCUGCGGAAGCGCAGAUCGUGAAGGUCAAGGUGGACCCGGACGUUGGCGGGGACUUACUCGCGAACCUCGCGGGUAUCGCGGCGGCGGAGGGCGAGAAGAAGGAACCGCCGACCGCGGCGGUCGGGUUCGCGCCGCCGGCGUUUCCGGGCGCGCCGAACGCGUUCCCGGGGAUGUUCCCGGGGAUGCCGCCGCAGAUGGCUGCUUUCUUUGGGAUGCCGCCGAACCCCGCGGCGGCGGCGGCCGCGGCCGCCGCGACGGGCAUGCCGAUGCCCCCCGGCGGCUUCCCCGGUCUCGGCGCGUUCCCUGGCGCGACUGGGGUGCCGCAAGCGCCGCCGCGAAACGUCGAGGACGCGUCGACGCCGCCGCAGCCGGCGAUGAACGCGAUGCCGAUGCCCGGAGGUUUCCACCCCGGCGCGUUCCCGCCCUGCCCGCCCGGGGUGGACCCGACGCUCUACGCGCAGCACAUGGCCGCGGCGGCUGCCGCGAUGGUCCCGCCGCCCGGGAUGGGCGCGAUGCCCGGCCCCGGCGGCGGUCGCGACGUCCCCGGCGGGAUGGACUUUAUGAACCGGUUCUACGCCGUCCUUCAAGGCGCGGUGGAGCACCAGCAGAAGACGUUCGCGCGUUUGGGCGCGAGCGCGACGUGCGCGGAGCGCCGUGCGGAGGCGAUCGCGCGCUUCUUGAAGAAGCGCAAGGAGAGGAACUUUGAUAAGAAGGUGCGGUACGCGUCUCGGAAGCGGCUCGCGGAGGCGCGCCCGAGGGUGAAGGGCCAGUUCGUGCGACUCAAGAGCGAGGGCGACGCCGGCGGCGAAGGGGACAAGAACAACAGCAGCGGCGGCGAAGGCAGCGCCGGGGACGACGGGUCCGGAGAGGGGAGCAACGGUGGGGGCAGCAGCGGAGCGAGCAAGGAGAACUCGGCGUCUCCUACCCGAGAGACGGAGCAGAAGCUCGUCCAGGCAUGAACCGUUUCGUUCGCGGCGCCCGCCACCACUUACCCUUAGCGCGCCCGGGUCUGUGGUGAUGAAACUUGAAACUGGCGGCGCGUAAUAUCGCCGUCGUUUCUUUUCGUUUUUCUAAUACAAAAUUUGGUUG